Messenger RNA from Rotaria sp. Silwood2, 994 nucleotides. The record is from the annotation of a GenBank genome assembly. Lineage: Eukaryota; Metazoa; Rotifera; Eurotatoria; Philodinida; Philodinidae.
UUAGUUCAACCCAAAGUAGAAGCUCCAAUAUUAGAAAAUGAUCAAUCAUGUGUGUUUGGUCAAGACACUCAGAUUUCAUGGAAGUUCAGUGGCAUCCCGAAACCACGAGUCACAUGGUUGUUCAAUGAUCAAUCACUUCCAACCAAUGAUCGCUUGCAAGUCAUGGCGAUUGAUGAUGGAACAUCAAUACUAAAAAUCUGUAAAGCUGAAUUUAAUGAUCAUGGUGUCUAUACUGCUACAGCAACAAAUGCUUUUGGUGAAGCUAAAGCUCAAACAACAUUAACGAUUGAUAGCAUCAAACCUUUCAUCAAAACUAAUCUUAAUACUACACUGAAAGUUACAAAAGGUGCAACCAUAACACUCGAAAUUGUCGCCGACGGAGCUCCGAAACCUCAUGUUGUCUGGAUGAAAAAUAGCAAUGAAAUUGCCCCCAAUAAUCGCAUUCAAGUAGCGACGCCGAUUGGUAACGAUGACCCAUACACACUGAUCAUCUUAAAUGUACAACCAGAAGAUGAAGGAGAAUAUUCCGCCAAGAUUUGUAAUGACGGUGGGACACUCCAAUCCAAUAAGUGCAAAGUCAUUGUUUGGGGUAAGUCUUCUAGACCAAUCUUGUUCUUGGAUACAUAUGCCGUGCACACAUAAAAACGUUUAGUUGCAGUGUAAAACCAAGCACAGCGUUGUUGUUGUUAUUGCUCCCAUUCGUAUUUACACGCAGCAUAUUCUCAUCAAAGUUUAUUAUUGAUAAGAUGUGACCGGUUCAUAUCACUAAUAUGAAGAUGUUGUACAGCUUUCUCGAAAUAAGACAAAAUUUGAUAAUGAAUCUUUCACUUGUUCUGAAACAUUCAAAUUUUCUCUGAUAAAGUUAGCCUUGAUAUUUUUUUGUUUUGAAGAAAAAUAGACAUAAUCAGAUUCGAUAGAAGCUCUCAAAUUAUCUUAAACAGAGAAUACAGAUCUAUUCGUCGAGUUGUCGCAGAAUCGAACGAGCAUUUCUUGA